GGGUUACCUUGUGGAAUGCAGCAGGUGAGUUUGCGGUGGGCGGGGCUUAGAUGAGCCGACAGAAACCAGUGAUCGACCUUUGAGACCCGCAGGCAGCGGAGCUCCCAGUAUGGCCACAGACUUCACUCUGGACUCGGUCCUGGUUUUCCUGCAGAGCUGCGGCGGCUCGGUGAGGAACUCGGACCUGCUGCUCCACUUCAGGCCUUUCCUGCGGGAACAUCCGGAUCACGUCCGGAACCGAGAACUCUUCAAAAAGUUCGUCAACUCCGUGGCGACAGUGACUAAGAUCGACGGAGUGUCCAAUGUGGUCCUCAGGAAGAAGUACAGAGGACAUGUCCCCGGAGAAGGAGCCCUGACAGAAGGAGCGGACCUCCUCCCGGUCGGAGCCACCGGGAGGAGGUCCGCCCUGCCGGCGGCAGGCAUCAUGGAGGCGGACCAGGACCAGCUGGAGAACAGGUCCAACAUGAAGCUGAGGGACGAUCUGAGUCCUGGAUCUGCAGCUGGGUCCGUCCAGGUAGGACACCAGGUCCCAGCCUCCGCCCUUGACAGACUGGUCUCUGUCCCUGCUGCUGCUGGUCCAACUGGGAGACAUCAGGACUACAACCCUGGACCAGUCAGUGGACAGGAGAUCCCAGAAAGAGAGGAUGUUCCAGAACCAAUAAAAAGACAAGUUACCCAUCAGGACCCGGUUCCAGAUCCGAUCAGGGGACAGCAGGUCCAUUAUCAGGACCCGGUUCCAGAACCGAUCAGGGAACAGCAGGUCCAUUAUCAGGACCCGAAUCCAGAACCCGUCAGAAAACCCCAGGUCCCCCAGAAUCCAGAACCCGUCAGAAAACACCAGGUCCCUCAGAUUCCAGAACCCGUAAGAGAACAUCAGGUCCCUCAGAAUCCUGAACCUGUUGGACAGCAGGUCACUUCGACAGACCCUGACCUGAAACCAGUUGGUCAAAAGGAGGAUCAGCCUCCUCUGCCCCAUACGACUCGGACCCGCCGCUUCAGACACCGCCCGAGCUACAAAACCGCCAUCUCUCAAGAUGAAGAUUACGAGGAGGAAGACGAGGAGGAGGCCCCAACUCGACGGGCCUCAGCAGGAGGACCUUGGCCUCUGAGCGGCCCGCUUGGGGAUGCGGGGAGGGCCCUUUCUGCCUCCUCACCCUGCAUCACUGAGGUCCCUACUCCCCCCACCUCCUCUUCAGGGAGGAAGGUUCCUCAGAUUUACAUCCAGGACUCAGAGAUCUUGGCCCCUCAGGCCCCCUCAGAGGUCCGGCCCAGACUGGAACCAGGACCUGUGGAGUCUAUGAGACGCAGUCUGCCCUCAGACGUAGAGGGCCACUUUCAAGCGUUGCAGUCUGAACACCAUCCUGCCAAGCAUCCUGCUCGGGUCUCAGAACCAGGGCCCGGUCUGAGCCGGACCCCGCCGUACUCCAGCGUCUCCAACCCUCCUUCUGACGGGAGGUCGUCCCUCGGCGACUGCUCUCCAUCUUGGACCAGCAGCUCUAGAGGAGAUGGACCUGCAGCGGUGUGGAAAUCCCAGGAGGUCCUUCAGGAGUCCAGCGGGACAAAGCCGGACGGUCUGGCUCCUCGUAUUUAUGGGAGGACACCGCUCCAUCAGUCUAUGGGCAAUCUCUACGAUGAACAGCCACCUUUGGGAGAGCUGUCACAGCUGUACCACUCCACCGACCAUCUCCAUGACCACCGUUUCCAUGACGACCGGCAGUUCCCACUCAGAGGGAAGCCCGUCCACCUGUCCUCAGCUGAUCUGUAUGACGAUGCAGAGUCCAGCGAAGGCUCCAUCAACUCCCCACAUGUGAAGCUCCGCCCAUCCGCGGCUCGGCAGAUGAGCAGCCGGCUCAGGAACCGCAAUUGUCAGAGCUUGGGAACCGACCUGGACCAUCUCCACCUGGAGAAACCCUGCUCAGAGAUCGAGGCCGCCAGACUGCAGCGCCUGCAGCGGAUCUCCUCGUCGCUGAGCCUUCCCCACCACCUGUCAUCCUCGUCGCUGUCGUCCUGCGCUACGCCGCCUCGCUGUCCCAGCCCUGUGGCCAAGAUGGAGGUAGAGGGGAGGAAGGAAGUCAAGAGGAACCUUCACUAUGCUGGAGAGUCGCCGCUUCCUCUGGAUGCCAACGAGCACGCCUGGAUGGUGAAGGGCGCGGCGGGCGCCUGGCCCGACAUCUACACGCUGUUCAGAGACGACGCCUCGCUGCUCAACAAGCAGGACUUCAUCUCCGGCUUCACCGUGCUGCACUGGAUCGCCAAACAUGGCGACCACCGAGUCCUCAACACCCUGUGGUACGGAGUGGAGCAGAAAGGCCUGACCUUCGACAUCGACGCCAAGUCCAUGGGCGGUCAGACCCCGCUCCACAUCGCCGCCAUCCACGGCCACAAGAACAUUAUCCGCUUACUGGUGAAGAAGUUCGGCGCCAACGUGAAGCUGAGGGACAUGGCGGGGAAGAAGCCCUGGCAGUACCUGAGCGACAGAUCGCCGGACAUCCUGCAGCUGCUCGGGGCGCCGCCUAAAGCCGCGCUGGUCGAGGAGGCGGGGAGCAGCGAGCCCGAGUGGAAGCCGCCAAAGCAGCGCCGGCGCCAUCACCUGUCGUCGGCCUCCUCGGCUCAGAGGCCGCGGACGGUGGCCCAGAUGGUGAAAGUCUCCAGAUCAUCGUCCAUCGCCGCUUUACUCAAACAUAAAUCUCAUCGGUUUUAGAUCCCAGCUGGAUCUGAUCGGCCUCCGCGGGUCUGGAUCUGAUCGGCCUCCGCAGGUCUGGAUCUGAUCGGCCUCCGCGGGUCUGAUCUGAACACUUUGAUUCUUAUUUGAGUUUUUCAGCUCAAAAAUUGAGGCUGAAGCAGCGAUUCUUUCAUCAGAACAUUAUUCAGAUUGUUAGAGAGGAAACGGGAUGAUAAAGGAUCUGAAAAAACACUGUUCAAACGGUGCA
Molecule: messenger RNA, 2930 nt
Organism: Cyprinodon variegatus (sheepshead minnow)
Lineage: Eukaryota; Metazoa; Chordata; Actinopteri; Cyprinodontiformes; Cyprinodontidae
Product: ankyrin repeat domain-containing protein SOWAHB-like
Exons: 6
Coding region: 110-2701 (863 amino acids)
Molecular function (GO): protein binding
Source: RefSeq, a predicted model, not a curated record